CUCAUGGCGAGAGCUCAUGGAACGGCGGUGGCCAGUCGAACGACGACAGUCUCAUUGUGGAAUUUGACCUGUGGCUGCCACUAUGACCUUGAGCGAGACCUUCCGUCGUCAGAUUGCCAACUUCACGUAUGGCCAAGUGAUUUCGAUCUUGCUGGUGUGCACGAGCAUCUUUACCAACAAGCUCCAACGCAAUGACGCGUUGGUGGUCACGUUCAGCACGACCUUCUUGUACGUGCUGUUGGCACUGGUGUUCCUCCCGUACUUUUACGUCAAGCGGUGUGCGUCCGUGCACUUGCCGGUCUGGUUUUGGGUGUUGUUUGGGCUCAUUGACGUUGAAGCCAACUACUGGGCCGUCGCCGCGUUCGCCGAAGACGUCAACUACGCGAUCCUCGGGCUCAUUCUGCACAUGACGAUCCCGGUCGUGACGGUCUUGAGCUACUUCUUCAUGGGCAAGCGGUACAACUGGUUUCACGUGGUCGGGUGCGUGUUUGCUGUGGCGGGCUUUGUCGUGAUCUUCGCGGCCAACAAUGAAGGCGGCGAGUUCCCCAACCAAAUGCGGGGCAACUUGAAGUCGCUGCUGGCUGCGGGGCUGUACGCGCUGUCCAACCUGCUCCAGGAGUUUGCCGUCAAGCGCAACAACACGGGCAUCGACGCCAACAUUGAAGUGCUUGGCAAGAUGGGCGUGACGGCCACGAUCGUGUCGCUGAUUCAGAUGGCCAUCAUCAGCGAAUACGCCAAGGUCACGGACGUCGACUGGUCGGCGGAAAACGUCGGGUGGAACGCCGGCUACGUGCUGACCAUGUUCUUGUUUUACGCGACCGUGUCGGUGUUUCUGCGCGUGUCCGAGUCGCUCCUGUUCAACAUUUCGCUGCUCACGUCCGACCUGUACAGCGCGUUGACCAUGAUGUGGGUGUUCGACGGGUCUGUGCCAGGGUUGUACUGGCUCGCGUGGGGCUUGGAGUGCGUGGGCAUCACCGUGUACUCGGUAUAUGAGCCCAUCGAGUUGAACAAGUCAAAGGACACUGCAAGCGACGACGCCGUGACCCCCGAGGACACCCCCAAACCAGACCUAUCGAACGAAGCCUACCACAAGGUGUAAACCUACACACACACAAUCCACGUGGAUUUGCUUUCUCCGUGGCGAGGGUGGCCUGUAACGUCAGCCACGCCACUAGGAAUUGUACAGUGUAGUACGUAGAUAACAACUAUCAACUCGUACGAUUGAUCUCUUGUUUGGUUAGCAA
Messenger RNA from Aphanomyces astaci, 1244 nucleotides. RefSeq lists its product as hypothetical. Gene Ontology annotation, cellular component: membrane. The record is from RefSeq and is a predicted model, not a curated record. Gene Ontology annotation, biological process: transmembrane transport. The coding region runs from base 83 to 1099 and encodes 338 amino acids. Gene Ontology annotation, molecular function: transmembrane transporter activity. Lineage: Eukaryota; Oomycota; Saprolegniomycetes; Saprolegniales; Verrucalvaceae. The transcript has a single exon.